Penicillium chermesinum is the source of this 2814-nucleotide messenger RNA. RefSeq lists its product as uncharacterized. Gene Ontology annotation, biological process: regulation of transcription by RNA polymerase II. Gene Ontology annotation, molecular function: transcription coregulator activity. Gene Ontology annotation, cellular component: SAGA complex. Lineage: Eukaryota; Fungi; Ascomycota; Eurotiomycetes; Eurotiales; Aspergillaceae. The record is from RefSeq and is a predicted model, not a curated record. The transcript is spliced from 3 exons. The coding region runs from base 1 to 2814 and encodes 937 amino acids.
AUGGCAACGGCUAUCUCUAAACCAUCUUCCCACGCGGCGAAAAUGAAGCGGCCGCCCCCGCCUUUAUCCCAACCUGGGGUUAACGGGGUCAAACCUCCCCAAGCUUCCUCGUCCCCACCCCACGCGAACAAACAUCUUCCUGGAAGCACUCCCGCUAGCUCGAGUCCUCACUUGGUCAAUGGUGUUCUAAGCGCAGUGAACGCACCAAAGGGUCCCCUGAAUCGAACUCGCAAUCAGUCGCAAAGGCCCGGCGAUCAUUCCGCGCGUCCCAAUCGCCCGGUGACCCGAACUUCUUUGACAGGAAACGAUAGCCGGUCCUCUAAAAAGGGCUCGGAGCCAUAUGUGAAAACCACCGCGUACAUCUUGAAGAAGUACGCGAAGAGUCCACCAUCCCUCAUCUUACAUCUACAUCCUACCCACUUCCGGUUCGAUCAGCAAGAUGGUAGCUUUCCGUACAAUUCGGAAAUGAAGCUUAUCAUUGAGCACCUACGCGCUGGAACUAUUCCACAUGAACUGAUUGAGGAGCUUCUGCGUGGCAACGUUCCAUUUUACGAAGGCUGCCUCAUAGUUCGUGUCAUCGAUCAUAAGUCCGUAUCAGCGCAGACUAGAAAGACGACCGCAUCUUCGUCGACGGAGAGCAACACUCCCUUUUCAGUACAUAACUACAACGAGCAUAUCGUACCCUCCGCGUUUGUCCCAUAUCCGAAACAGAACCAGCUCACCGAUAUCCACAAUCCCAAGUCCAAUGACCCGCAAGUUGCCGCCCAAGAACAAGGUGACAAACCGGCCAACGCUGAGAGCUCGGAUAACCAGACCCAAGAAAAUGGCGCGGAGCAGAAAUCUUUGGCUCCUAAACCUCGAGUUUUCACCACCGUCCUCCACCCCACUGCACGAGUAUUACAGGCAGAAUUGACUCUACUUGUCACAACACCCGAUCCCAAAGCCGCCGCUUCCAUACAAUCGACCCUCGCUCAGUCAUCGGUUGUACCUCAAUCACCAGCGCCCGGUGCUGCUCAGACAGAUACUGGGCAUAGAGCAAAAAGACAAAAGACGUUAGUUGAUCCUAAGGACCUUCCCGAGUGUGAGUCCUUGAUUGUCCGUGCCCUAUCGGGUCCUCUAUACUUAGAGCCCACGGAAUCUUUUGCGGCCACUCAAGAUCUCCUGAAGUUCAUGACACACCCGCUGCACAAUAACCCACCGCCAUCUCCUAAACGCCGCAAGAGAACUGUCGCAGAGCUUGCUGCCGACGAAGCUCUUGCAGCCGCCGAGCAGCGGUUCAUGCUUCUCAUGGACGAGCGCCUGGAGCCAACAGCAUCUGGUGUUUCUGGUGGUGCUAAGGCCGCAGCGGUGGAUGAUGCAGUAGGCGUGGCUCCAUUUGAGCCACGUUUCUCUCGCUUCAAAACCUUGGAGGCGAUCCGAAUGCAGCACGAAGAGAAAGCUAAACGGGAGCACGAAGUGAAGAUGAAGCAGGAGCUCGCCAAGAGACAGCAGCAGGAACAAGAGCGAGAGCGACGUCGCGCCAUUGAGCAGCGUCAGGCCGAGGAGCAUGCUAAAGAUGAAGCCCGACGACAGCAAAUUGCCGCGCAGCAGGCUCAAGCCCAAAUUGCCGCUCAACAGAAUCGUCACGUUAUGGCUCAAACCAAUGGCGUCAGCCAAGGCCAACAGUCGUCUCCUAUCGUGCGCAACCAUACACCGCAUGCUACCUCUUCACCUGUGGUGGGAUCCAACAUGGGGCCGCAAACAGUGCCUAUGAGUAUCAGUGCCUCCCAGCAGUCGGGCAGUCCCCCUCGCCCUCCGUCUUCUUUGCAACAUGCGCAUCCGAAUAUGAUGAGUCACCCGAUGGCACCUUCGCGCAGCCAACAAGGGCCUAGUCGGAACGGGACUCCUCAGAUGACACAGGGAACACCGGCCAUGUCCCACGCGACCCCUAUCAUGCGCAACGUGACACCCACUCAAAGGAUGGGCCAUGGUAGUCCGAACCAUUCUACGAUGGCUCAGACCCCCAUGAUGAACCCAGCCAUUGCAAAUACUCCACAGAUGAACAACGGCAUGGGCCUCACUCCACAACAGCAAAUGAUAAUCCAGCAGCGACAGCAGCAGAUCUUGGCCGCCCAGCAGCAGCAGCAGCAGCAGCAGCAGCAACAACAACAGCAGCAACAACAGCAGGGUCACAUGAGUCAAAAUCAAUUCACCCCACAGCAGCUUGCGCAGAUGCAAGCUAGUGCUCAUGCUCAGCAAAAUAUUCAGUCACACCAACAGCAGCAGCUUCUGCAAGCUCAACAGCAAAACCACCCGAAUAUGCAGAAGAUGCCCCAGCAUACCCAGCAAGCAUACCAAGCACAGCUCAUGCGGGCUCAAUUUGCUCAAAUGCAAAUGGUGAAGCAACAAAAUGGAAUGCCGCAGGGUCAGCCGAACCAAGGUAGCCCGCAGCAACAGCAGAUGACCCCACAGCAGCAACAGCAGAUGAUGAUGGCAGCUCAGGCGAACGGUGGCCAAAUGGCAAACAUGCGAGAUAAUGUGCAACAACAGAUGGCCCAGCGGUACAAUCGUCUCUAUCAGCAACGCCUGCUUCACUUGCGACAUGAGAUGUCUCAGCGUUAUAUGAAUCAGUACGGUCCACCCACUCAGUACCCACCCCAGAUUGCUCAACAGUAUGGUGCUGGCUUGGAGAAACUUGCAAAGACAUGGGUGCACGAUCUGAUGCGACGUGAUCGAGACAACACAAACCCCCCGCGGACCUCUCAGCAGGCGAAUGCCAUGCAUGCUCAGCAGAUGCAGCAGAACAUGAUGCACAACGGCAUGGGCAACGGAUAG